Theileria equi strain WA is the source of this 826-nucleotide messenger RNA. RefSeq lists its product as hypothetical. The record is from RefSeq and is a predicted model, not a curated record. NCBI's taxonomy places the organism in Eukaryota, Apicomplexa, Aconoidasida, Piroplasmida, Theileriidae. The transcript has 4 exons. The coding region runs from base 144 to 704 and encodes 186 amino acids.
AUGAAUAUCAGCACACAUUUUAUUCACAUCCACCACAUUCAACCCAUAAGUAUUUAUUCUUUAAAAUUUUUAAAGAGUAAAUUUUAAUCUGCUAUAAAACUAUACGAAAAUUUACGUAUCGCAAUACACAUUUAUACACCAAAAUGUUCAAGUGCAGAAUAUGUUCUGGCACACCAUUUUCUACGUUGUUUGGCUUUGGCGAUUCCAUGGAACACACAAGCCCCAAGAAUGUUGGAUCAGAUACUGAAGAUGUGACAUCCACGGCUCAGAAUGCUGACGAACUAUCAAAUAUAGAUUCAGAGGAUUUAAAUGAACUGAGGAGUGCGGAAGAAGUAGCGUUUUUGGUAAAAGCAUGGGAUGCAUAUGUCCACGAAAGGGCUAAAGCGCUGUGGAAAACUCCAGCAAAACGUUAUUCGAUAUUGGCAAGUAUAGCAAAGGAAUGUGACAAGCGAGAUGAUCCUGUUUUGGGAAAUGAUAUAACAUGUGUAAAGUGGAAAGGAAAGUAUGAGGAUGAUUAUCCCAUAAUAUACGUUAAUAAACCAGACGAAAACGUGGAUAGUAGUACUUAUGUUAAUCGCAUGCUUGUCUUCCUCUUUGCUGAUCAAGAAUCUUACGAAAAAAUAGAUAAAACGCGUUACAAAGCAUUCGAAAUGGUUUGUGGUAACAAAUGGUGUAUAAAUCUAACGCACAUUUCACUUUGUUAACGAGCUUGCACAAAGUAGUACCUGGAGGCAAUUUUAUAAAGUGACUAAGGCCCUCAUUCCUACAACUUACUUAGACUUGUGUUACAUCAAGAUAUUUAUUUGAACUGCGGUUGUAUGCAUUU